Molecule: messenger RNA, 579 nt
Organism: Dothidotthia symphoricarpi CBS 119687
Lineage: Eukaryota; Fungi; Ascomycota; Dothideomycetes; Pleosporales; Dothidotthiaceae
Exons: 1
Coding region: 1-579 (192 amino acids)
Source: RefSeq, a predicted model, not a curated record
AUGGAGCAAGAGACGAUCUGGAUCGUUGUUGGCGUCGUUUUAGGCACUUUGGUUUUGACUGCUACCGUCGUUGUCGUUUUCUUCUGUUGGAAGCGAUCUCAGAGAAGGGUUCGGGGUUUCUCGCUGCGAGCAGUCACACCUCUGGACGAUGCAGAAUUUGAGUCAUGGCGCCGGCCCAGCCAACUCACCCAGCCUACAGAGAAGUAUGGCAUUCGAGCUGCGCCAUCGGCCGUUGUGCGUGACCGCACUGAUUCCACCAUGUUCGAGAAGGAGCUCGAUCUUUAUGAUCAACCUCGAACUCCUUCACCCGUCGACCUCGUCUCCCCAAUGAGGUCACCAUCCAGUUCCAUAAGGAAACCAGGACGCGUUCGAAGGAAGUCCAGCGUCGCAUCAUCCAUCGCUGAUCGGCCACCAACACCCUACUCACCGGCUUCUACCACCAACGAGUUCCCCCGAGUGUCACUAUCCUCUCGCGCAUCACACAUCCACUAUCCUUCCGUGUCAGAGGCAUCGGCCUUCAGGUUCGAAUUUGAUUCUGAACAUAGCGUCAAUAGACAAGAACCUGGUCGCUGGGUAUGA